Molecule: messenger RNA, 4375 nt
Organism: Ruditapes philippinarum (Manila clam)
Lineage: Eukaryota; Metazoa; Mollusca; Bivalvia; Venerida; Veneridae
Exons: 2
Coding region: 456-2669 (737 amino acids)
Source: RefSeq, a predicted model, not a curated record
GGUACAUAUUACCGGAGUGUCAUGUUUUCUUUUGCUUAACAUAAUAUCCGUUAAAGUUUGGGUACAUGAUAUGUUAAGGACUGGACAGCAACUAGUUCGUACAAGGAAAAUACGUUACCCACGCGUCGCCAUGUGUUUUAAUCGGUUGACAACAACACUGAACAGACACCGGCAGACCUACUGCCUAGACUUUCUCGAAUUGGGUAGACGAUUAUUAUUUACCGUCCAAUUACCGAAUAUUGUACAUUUUGACAGAGGUGCAACACUUCUUAAUAAACAUAUUACGCAUAAUACGUGUUCACCUUGGGGUAUGAAACAAGGUGUUUAUUGCUCCCCUUCGUUAUUUAACUCAGAGUUGUGCGCGAAUUACUUUCAUUUGCGGAAAAUCACAUUAAGACGAUCGUAAUGCCACAUUAACCCGAUUAAGUGAAUCAAGUGGUGACUUCAUAAUAAAGAUGGCGUUGAUUGGGCUUGUCUUUCUUACAACAGUUCUUCAGUGCAUUACAGCAACAGAUAUACCACUACCUAUUCCACCACCUUUCAACCCAAGACGUAUGGGCUUUCCGCGUGGACCUGUUGGUUUGAUAAGACACGGUCCAACAAGGCAUUUAGGCCCAAUAUUUCCACCGAGGCUGCAUCAUCCAAUGAACAAGAUUUGGCUAAAGAAAUUUGAUCCUCGUGUUGGUUCUUGGAUUAAAGUUCAAAAAGAAAAACCCAAUGUUAUUAGACCACAACUACGUCGUCACUUUAUGAGGAAGGCAAAGAUAAAUAAAAUGAUGCGGUUAGGAAAAUUUGCUCGAAUGAACAUUGUGAGGGGCGGAUUACUUGCUGGACAUGGUCCAAGACGAGCAUACCAAAACUAUAACAGAAAACCUAAGAGAAUGAUUAAAAUGCGUCCUGGAAUGGGAUCAACCGGUUUUCUAAGACAAGGAAUUGUCGGACGAUCGCAUUCCCCAACAAACAUUUUUAGUAUCAGCAGACGGCCAUUACUACAAAGGACAAAAAUGUUUCAGGGGAGGUUUGAACAUGAUAAUGACUUUAUCGAGGAUUUUAAAUUUGAUGACCAUAAAGACACUAUGGCAAUCCAAAAUUCUUUUGGAAGUCGGUUUAAUGCGGGAUUCAGAACUAACAAUCAGCAAACAGACACUGAUAUAGGCGUAGCAGGUGUUGGUGCCGUGCGUCCACAAUUUGGUGGAACUCAAAAAAUAGUUGACCAGCCGAGCAAUCCACCCAUGAAUGGAAAUGUUGCUGGUUUUCAACAAAAGGGUUAUUAUCACGAGAAAAACAAUGUUCCUAAAUACGAUAUGGAAACAGUAGGGUUGUUAGGUCCACAACCAAGGGUAUUAAAUCCAGCUCAUAAAAUAAAAAGUAGUGUCAAUAAAGCUAUUCACGAAUCAUUUGACCGAAAAAGUCAAGGUCCUUUUGUAGGAAUGACAGGAAUGGGGGAUGUUCAUUUCGACAGGAUGCAGCAAGACGUUAACUUACAAUUCCCCACCAUUAGCGGCACCAUGAAUACAGGUAUAUUAGGAGGCCAGCAAAAUGGUUUCACUACACAUUCUGGCGGUAUAACACGUCCGAUGCCCCAAGUAACAGGUUCGAUGCCCCAAGGUAUAGGUCCGAUGCCCCAAGUCCCGUUACCUGCUGAUAGGACACUAGACCCUCCUAUUAACCCUAACGCAGUCGGUGACAUUGGAUUUCCAAGAACCGGAAUCGCUACUUUUACAGUUGACAAUAGAGUUCCAGAUGGUCUAUUGCAUGAUCAUGACUUCCACGAUGUAGAAAAUCUAGAUAGAUUUGACGACAAAGAUGACCAUUCGACUAAUGAGCUUGAUGAUCUUAAUGAGAGAUUGCAUCAUGAAAGGACAUUCGAUCUUGACGACCAUAGAGAUUUCGAUGACCGGUUAGAUGAUCGGCUUAGUGUAGACGACAGACAUCACAAUUCAUUUCCACAAAUACCACAGGUUCAGAACGGAAGACACGAUUUCUUAAACAUGCCUCAUAUUGCCCAAGCUAAUGACAGAUUUGAUGAACAAGAUAAGGGAUUCGAAUUUGAUAAUGGGCACCAUGGACACGAUGAUAGCCAUCGUCAUGGACAUGAUGACAGCCCUAUUGAUGGUUUAGAGCUUCUUGGGUCCAGUAGAUGGAGUGAUAUCAUUUCAGAAUUAACAAACGCUGCCUCGCAUAAUCAAAUAUUUGAUCAAGUUCCACGUGAAAGCAUUCCCGUAUUUCCAGUCAAUCCACACUCGUCUGCAGGGCCAAGCGUUUCCGGUGAACGUGACAUGUUUGGAGAUGGGAAAGACGACAUGGGACCUGGUACACUAGCACUACUCGGCAUUGACCCCAGAAAUGUUGCUACAGAUGACAUGCAUCCACCGCCAUUUACAAUACCUCAAACAUUUGAAACUGUGCAUAAAAAGAAUUCAGUAAAUUCUAUAACGACUGCGGAAACUGUAGUGGUUACCAAAAAUGAUGAUUCCGUAACGACGGUUGUAACAAAGCAACCAGUGGAAAUCAACAAAGGGACAGAAUCAAAGCCAACCACUACCGGUUCACAUGGACCAAGUCCAACGCUUGACAUUUCGAACGCAGCCAAGCAGUUGGCAAUGUUUGGUGCGUUGGACAAUUUGGAAUUUGGAAAUGACAGUUUUGACGAAGACCUUAAACUUUAAAUAGCUUUAAAGAAAUGAUAUCAUUUUAAUGUGAUACGACACAAAAGUACUCAAAAUGUCUUUUUCUGUGAUUUUUGUCUCUCAGUUGAGAGUGUGUUAAGAAAGACAAUAUUGGAAAUAUGACCGGCAAGAAAGACAAUAUUGGGAAUAUGACCGGCAAUCCGACCUCAGUAGUGUUGGUUUGACCUACACUCAGAACAAAAUAUGAUGAAGAUUGUUUGUCCAUGAGUAAAAAGGUCAUAUAUUUUUCGUUGUGUUAUUGUUUUUUAAUUCUAAAUUUUUUAACAUGACAUUUUCUUGUUAAGUUUAUUAAUGGUAUUGUCUGCAUUUACAUAGUCAUAAUUUGUAUAAAAAAUGACAUUACAUAUGUUAAAUGAUUUAUCAAAUUAAGAGGAAAUGGCAGCAAAAUACACAGCUGUUUCGUAUUUUUAUACCAUAUGAAAUUGAAAUUUAAACAGGAAACUAAAACAUUUCCCCAUUAGUUUAUAAUUAUAUAAAAAAAAUCUCAAUUAUUUUAACACGUGUAUAAAUAGUUUUAAGUACUUGUUCAAGUGUGUAUUAUUGGUUGACGAUAUUGUGGCAAUCUGUACAACAGUAUAUUGGUUCACGAUAUUUUGGCAAUGUGUAAUAUUGGUAGACGAUAAUUUGGAAAUGUGUAAUAUUGGUUGACGAUAUUGUGGCAAUUGCUUGACGAUAUUGUGGCAUUUUGAGUAUAUGGUUCACGAUAGUGCGGCAAUGUGUGCAGAUGGUUCACGAUAUUGUGGUAAUGUGUAUAAUUGUUUCACAAUAUUGUUGCAAUGUGUAUAACCGGAUCUAGAUAUUUUGGCAAUAUGUAUAAUUGGUUCACGAUAGUUUGGCAAUGUGUACGAUUUGUUAACGAUAUUGUGGCAAUAUGUAUAAUUUUAUGAUAUUGCCAAUGUAUAUUACUGUUUCACAAUAUUUUGGGGUGUAUAAUUGAUGCAUGAUAUCAUCGCAAAGUGUAUAUUAAUUGGUUCAUGAUAUCAUCGCAGAGCGUAUAAUUGAUUCAUGACAUCAUGGCAUACUGUAUAAUUAUUUCAUGAUAUCACCGGAUAGUGUAUAAGUGUCAUAUAUUAUCGCAGACCGAUUAUAAUUGUUUCAUGAUAUCAUGACAUAGUGUAUAAUUGUUUCAAGAUAUCAUGACAUGGUGUAUAAUUGUUUUAUGAUAUCAUGACAUGGUGUAAAAUUGUUUUAUGAUAUCAUCGCAGAGUGUAUUUUUGAUUCAUGUUACCAUGUCAUAGUGUAUAAAUGUUUCAUGAUAUCAUGUCAUAGUGUAUAAUUAAUUUCAUGAUAUCAUGACAAUGCGUAUAAUGUAUAUAUAUUGUAUUACAGAUUACAGAGUAUGCGAUUGUUUCACAUAAUUGUGACAGUGCGAUAUGUGUAAAUGUUUCAAGAUAUAUUAUGAUAGAAUGUACAAUGCUUUUAAGAUAUCAAUGUGUAUUCUUAGUUAACGACAUAACACCAGAGACUAGAAUUGUUUCAUGAUAUAAGCCGCGUCAUGACAAAACCAACAUAAUGCGUUUACGACCAGCAUGGAUCCAGACCAGCCUGCGCAUCCGCGCAGUCUGAUCAGGAUCCAUGCUGUUCGCUUACAAACCCUAUAGCAAGUAGAGAAACUGAUAGCGAACAGCAUGGAUCCUGAUCAAACUGCGCGAAUGCGCAGGCUGGUCUGGAUCCAUGCUGGUCGC